UGGCGGCGGCGGCAGGUGGCGCGGGAGGUCGCGGCGCGCCAUGGGGCUCCCGGCGCUGCUGGCCAGUGCGCUCUGCACCUUCGUGCUGCCGCUGCUGCUCUUCCUGGCUGCGAUCAAGCUCUGGGACCUGUACUGCGUGAGCGGCCGCGACCGCAGUUGUGCCCUCCCAUUGCCCCCCGGGACUAUGGGCUUCCCCUUCUUUGGGGAAACCUUGCAGAUGGUACUGCAGCGGAGGAAGUUCCUGCAGAUGAAGCGCAGGAAAUACGGCUUCAUCUACAAGACGCAUCUGUUCGGGCGGCCCACCGUGCGGGUGAUGGGCGCCGACAACGUGCGGCGCAUCUUGCUCGGCGAGCACCGACUGGUGUCGGUCCACUGGCCAGCGUCGGUGCGCACCAUUCUAGGAUCUGGCUGCCUCUCUAACCUGCACGACUCCUCGCACAAGCAGCGCAAGAAGGUGAUUAUGCGGGCCUUCAGCCGCGAGGCACUCGAGUGCUACGUGCCGGUGAUCACCGAGGAAGUGGGCAGCAGCCUGGAGCAGUGGCUGAGCUGCGGCGAGCGCGGCCUCCUGGUCUACCCCGAGGUGAAACGCCUCAUGUUCCGAAUUGCCAUGCGCAUUCUACUGGGCUGCGAACCCCAACUGGCGGGCGACGGGGACGCCGAGCAGCAGCUUGUGGAGGCCUUCGAGGAAAUGACCCGCAAUCUCUUCUCGCUGCCCAUCGACGUGCCCUUCAGCGGGCUGUACCGGGGCAUGAAGGCGCGGAACCUCAUUCACGCGCGCAUCGAGCAGAACAUUCGCGCCAAGAUCUGCGGGCUGCGGGCAUCCGAGGCGGGCCGGGGCUGCAAAGACGCGCUGCAGCUGUUGAUCGAGCACUCGUGGGAGAGGGGAGAGCGGCUGGACAUGCAGGCACUAAAGCAAUCUUCAACCGAACUCCUCUUUGGAGGACACGAAACCACGGCCAGUGCAGCCACAUCUCUGAUCACUUACCUGGGGCUCUACCCACAUGUUCUCCAGAAAGUGCGAGAAGAGCUGAAGAGUAAGGGUUUACUUUGCAAGAGCAAUCAAGACAACAAGUUGGACAUGGAAAUUUUGGAACAACUUAAAUACAUCGGGUGUGUUAUUAAGGAGACCCUUCGACUGAAUCCCCCAGUUCCAGGAGGGUUUCGGGUUGCUCUGAAGACUUUUGAAUUAAAUGGAUACCAGAUUCCCAAGGGCUGGAAUGUUAUCUACAGUAUCUGUGAUACUCAUGAUGUGGCAGAGAUCUUCACCAACAAGGAAGAAUUUAAUCCUGACCGAUUCAUGCUGCCUCACCCAGAGGAUGCAUCCAGGUUCAGUUUCAUUCCAUUUGGAGGAGGCCUUAGGAGCUGUGUAGGCAAAGAAUUUGCAAAAAUUCUUCUCAAAAUAUUUACAGUGGAGCUGGCCAGGCAUUGUGACUGGCAGCUUCUAAAUGGACCUCCUACAAUGAAAACCAGUCCCACCGUGUAUCCUGUGGACAAUCUCCCUGCAAGAUUCACCCAUUUCCAUGGGGAAAUCUGAUGAGCUUGAAUGCUCAAACCUGAGACUUAUUGGAAGUGUACAUAUGAGUUUUUAAGGAGUGUUGUGUUGACUUUAUAUUUAAUUUCUAAAUGUAUAUUAUAAUAUUUAUGUGUUUUGACUAUACUACCACAAUCUUUAAAUAUUAAAAUAAUGAAUUUGUAUCAUUUCCAAAUAAAGUAAAAUUUGAAGGUA
Molecule: messenger RNA, 1726 nt
Organism: Nomascus leucogenys (northern white-cheeked gibbon)
Lineage: Eukaryota; Metazoa; Chordata; Mammalia; Primates; Hylobatidae
Gene: CYP26A1
Product: cytochrome P450 family 26 subfamily A member 1
Biological process (GO): sterol metabolic process
Molecular function (GO): iron ion binding; oxidoreductase activity, acting on paired donors, with incorporation or reduction of molecular oxygen; monooxygenase activity
Source: RefSeq, a predicted model, not a curated record